AUGUUGAAGUUCCUCCCUUCGCUGCUUCAAAUCGCUCCUGACAAGCAUAUAGUUAGAACUUUACUCCAAUUUUGGGACCCUGACCGAGCAGUUUUCAAAUUUAAAGAUUUUGAGCUCACACCUACAUUGGAAGAGAUAAGCUACUUCACGAAUUUAAAAUGCCAAGGGAAGGUUCAGAUUACCCCGCACAGUCAAUCAGGAAAGAAAUUUCUCCGCUAUUUUGGAGUGAAAAACACAAAGGAACGUCGGUGCUUCGAAAACAAUUGGGUAUCGCUGGACUAUUUAUAUGAGAGGUAUGGGCGUCAAGAUGGGUACAAGUUGUUCAGAAAAGAAUUUUUAUGCACUCCGGCACAUUGGCAAGUUAGACGACCUAUCGUAUUCGCGGUAGCCUUACUUGGGAUUUUGGUAUUCCCACGUGAAUAUGGAAAGAUCAGUACCUGCAUUUGUUCUGUGGCUCGAGCGCUUUUUGAAAAGGUGGAUGGUGCACAACUCACUUUGGUCCCAAUGAUUUUAGCAGAAAUAUUUCGGGCCUUAGGGAAAUGUAGACGAGGGAAAUCGAGUUUCUUUGAGGGUUGCAAUAUUCUCCUUCAGAUGUGGGCAAUGGAACACUUUUAUCAGCGUCCGAAUAUGGCAGACAUAUGCUUAGGUGAGUCAAAUAUGAUUACUAGUUUUUACGAAAGGAUGAAGGCGUUCGUAUCCCCAGUUGGCACUCGCGAUUGGUAUGGGUUCUUAGCUUCCCGCACUGGCAAUCAAAUUCAAUGGAAAUACCCCUUGUUACCCCGUACCACGGCUUACAUAAGAGGAAAGGAAAAUUAUUACAUUAAGCUUAUUGGACUGAAGGGCCUCCAGCCAUACGCCCCGGUGCGCGUACUUCGACAGUUUGGUAUAGAUCAAGUAAUUCCCCUCCAAGCUAACAUGAGCGGCUCCGAAAUAUUCUUUGGGCAUGACUUUAGAAUUCCUAAAGUUGGCUUAAUCCUCGACGAAUGGGUUAACAUCAAUCCCACAGACAUUGGGGUUGGACCAGCAGAAAGUAGUCCAGAAUAUCGUGCAUGGCUGCACGAAGAUUAUGGUAGCAUAGAGCCUAGCCCAGCAAGCGAAUCGGGUUUUGAAGACAGAGUAAAAACGAUCUGGAUAAAACACGCUCGCUUGGGAACCAUGGUUGUCACUCCCGAGAUGUGGGAUCAAAUGACGAACAUCAUGCAAUAUUUUGGGAAUACCGGAGCACAGUCCAACGUUGAUGGAGCAACAUCUUCAGCUCAGCAGCCAGCAUGA
Messenger RNA from Lycium barbarum (goji berry), 1272 nucleotides. RefSeq lists its product as uncharacterized. The record is from RefSeq and is a predicted model, not a curated record. The transcript has a single exon. The coding region runs from base 1 to 1272 and encodes 423 amino acids. NCBI's taxonomy places the organism in Eukaryota, Viridiplantae, Streptophyta, Magnoliopsida, Solanales, Solanaceae.